GGACCUGGGUGCAGCCGGAUGCUUUGUGAAACUUUAAAAAUGUUGCAUCUCUGCUUCUCUCCCUGCCCAGGAGCCCUCCCAGGCGCUGAGUCCCUGCAGCGGCAGCAUCCAGCCACCGACCCAGCUCCUGCUGACCAAGAUGUCGGCUUUUCCUACAUAGAACACAGAGGCACAAAGUCAAGGCAUGCGAGUAAAGGCCGGGGAUCCGGAGAGGGCGCGGGCCACGCUGUGGCUGCUCCCACUCAGCGCCUGUCCCGGAGGGCAGAGGCCCAGAGGCCGAGUUGGCCGCUCCGGACGUCCGCGUACCCCAGGCCCCCGCCCGCCCUACCACGUAUCCACUGUUGUGUCCUGGGACAUGCGGCGCGGACCCUGCGCGCCCAGAAGCGGCGACUGGGGGAGCUAGAGGCUCACAGUGAACCUGGGACCGGGAUAGAGCGCGCCGGCUGCAAUGAGCCUAGCAGUGGCGGUCCCUGCGCGGACCAGGGACGCCCGCCCGCGGAGUCCGGAGCCGAUCGAGGAACGGGGUGGUGGGGCUGCGAAAAACCGAAGGUGUAUCAAGGUGUCCGAGUGAAGAUCACAGUGAAGGAGCUGCUGCAGCAAAGACGGGCACACCAGGCGGCCUCCGGGGGAACCCGGUCCGGAGGCAGCAGUGUCCACCUUUCAGAUCCAGUUGCACCAUCUUCUGCAGGACUAUAUUUGGAACCUGAACCAAUUUCUUCCACGCCCACUUAUUUUCAACGGGGAGAAUUUUCCAGUUGUGUUUCAUGUGAAGAAAACUCAAGCUGCCUCGACCAGAUCUUUGAUUCCUACCUUCAGACAGAGAUGCACCCGGAGCCUUUGCUCAAUUCCACACAAAGUGCUCCGCACCAUUUCCCAGACAGCUUCCAGGCCACCCCUUUCUGCUUUAACCAGAGCCUGAUCCCGGGAUCACCUUCAAAUUCCUCCACUCUCUCUGGCUCCUUAGACUACAGUUACUCACCAGCUCAGCUGCAUUCAUAUGCUCCAGAGAAUUACAAUUCCCCUGCUUCUCUGGACACCGGAACCUGUAGCUACCCCCCAGAAGACCAUUGUCACCACCACUUGCCCUCACACGCCCAGUACAGCUGCUUCUCCUCAGCCACCGCCUCCAUCUGCUACUGCGCAUCGUGUGAGGCAGAGGACUUGGAUGCUCUCCAGGCGGCAGAGUACUCCUACCCAAGCACAAACUGUGUGGACUUUGCCCCCUCAGCAGCCGCCGCCAGUGAUUUCUAUAAGAGGGAAACAAACUGUGACAUCUGCUAUAGUUAAUAGAAAUUACAGUAAUUCAGAACAUGGCACGGGUAUAUCUAUGUUUCUACCACGUCUAGAUGACAGUGCAAAAUAUGCAACUUGGUAACACAAUAUCCGAAGCACAGUUUACAUGUCACUAUUUCCAAUUUUCUGAUGCUAGGCAUUCAUAUGAAGUCCUCAAACCCGGUCAUUGUGCCACUCCUACUUUGUAUGCUCAUAGUUUAAAUUUUUAUAGGAAACUUUCAAUUGUUUUACCUGUUUGUGUAAUGAACAAAUGCUCUCUCCUUCUUUUUUUACUAAUAAAUAAUUUUGUAUUACUAA
Molecule: messenger RNA, 1590 nt
Organism: Cercocebus atys (sooty mangabey)
Lineage: Eukaryota; Metazoa; Chordata; Mammalia; Primates; Cercopithecidae
Gene: POU2AF3
Product: colorectal cancer associated 2
Cellular component (GO): cytoplasm
Molecular function (GO): POU domain binding; DNA binding
Source: RefSeq, a predicted model, not a curated record